GAAAACAAAUCCACAUUUUAGACGUUUCAGUUCACUCGUAGAGACAACUGAUGGGAGAGAGGGGGUAUAGAGAGACUGUUUCCUUAUUAACUGGAUUGACACCGAAGCUACAUUCGAGACUAUUUAUGCCUCCGAGGCUUACGUUAGGUUUAUAAUCGACUCGUAUCCAGUACCUCUUACCUACACAUAUAGGUAUAUUUAUAUUUGGAAGGCAUUUUACAACGGCAUAGCGACCGUCUUGUCUCUGCUAUGGCAUAGCGCAAUACAGCUACAGCUACGCGGCAACCAUUUUUAAAAAGGAAAGAAACAGAAAGAAUUCACCCCGAAGGUGAAAACGUUAUUAGCUCGCGGCAUCGUUUGUCCCCCACAAAAACACAACGCUGUAUAGUCGUAUGGUCGUAUAGUAGUACUGUACAGUGUAUACUGUACAUCGCCAUACAGACCAUAAUAUAACAACAAACCUCAUCAUCAUCUCCAAAAACUCUUCCAACUUGCAUCUCUUCAUCUUGAUGGACGAGGACGACCGCGAAGCGAUGCUGAGGAGGAGAAGAGACGCGGGCGCCGCCAACAACUGUACUCGUAAGUCGUAUAUUGCCCAGUUCCGUUCUUCUCCAGUUCGUCUAUCAGAGUCGUUACAGAAGGUUGUAUUCGUUGGUGUUUUCGGUGACGUUCAAUUCGACUUACGUGCUAGUUUUUAUCACGUGUUUUUCGUUUUUCGAGAAAGUAUAAUUAUAAUAAUUUUUGAGUUAAUUUUUCUAUUUAGCUCGAAAGUGCGUUUUUUUGUUCGAUUUAAUUUGAUUUUUUUUCUCUUGUUUUUGAACGAUCGCGAAUAAGUGACUUGAUAAUUGUUUUUAUUCGAGUUUUUCUUUUUGUAUUUGUUUUUCGGUAAUUAUUGGUGAAUUUUUUAUUCGAGAAUUGGAGAUUUAUUGGUAAAAUUUUAUUAAAUUGUAUUAGCAUAUUUUUUGUUGUGGCGGUUUGAUUCGAGUGUGCCUACUACGCUGACAAAAUUUUCCCUUACGAUAUUCUACGAUUACCGAUUGCCGUGGUUGAAAGUCAAUUAGCCACGCUGGAGCCGACUUGUCAGAAAAGGUUUCCUUGUUUUUGAACUUGGUCAAGGGGUAUCUGCGUCCAGAUUAUGAAGAGGAAGUGCGAAGUACUGCGAAGCGAUGUCGAUUCAAAGGAGCCAAAAGAUCUUACAUCAUCUCGAACCACCAUUUACCCGGCGCAGAUCAAACUCAGCACGUCACCGGCUACUUCGCCAACGAUGUCUACAAAUUCGUCAUCUCCGACACCUUCGAUACCGCCACCUUCGCUAGGAUACAAUCAUAAAAUAACCGGGAUCCCGUGCGUCGCAGCAGCCUCCAAAUACACGGCGCCGGUACACAUCGACGUCGGUGGCACCAUAUACACAUCUUCGUUAGAAACGCUUACCAAAUACCCGGAUUCGCGAUUAGCCAAGCUUUUCAACGGCAGUAUUCCGAUAGUUUUAGAUUCGCUGAAACAACACUACUUUAUCGACAGAGAUGGCAGCAUGUUCAAGCAUAUAUUGAAUUUCAUGCGGAAUUCCCGACUCCUGAUACCGGAAAAUUUCGCCGAUCUUGAUCUCUUGCUGGAGGAAGCGCGUUACUUCGAUAUUACUCCCAUGUGCCGACAACUGGAACAAAUGAAAAAAGAACGCCAACGCUGCGCACCCCUCGGUAAAUCCAUCUACCAUAGAGGUAGUAACGGAGGCGGAGGUGGUAUCGACAACCGUUUACAAAAUUGUUCCUCACUGAACGAACAAGAUAACUACGAAUGCGUCGCCAUGCACGUAUGUCCAGAUCUCGGCGAACGCAUAAUGCUCUCCGGUGACCGCUGCUUGGUCGAAGAAGUCUUCCCGGAAACCAAUCAGGCCCUGAUGGACGCUCGCAGCAGCGUCGCCUGGAAUCAACACGAUGCAGCUCACGUCAUAAGAUUCCCAUUAAAUGGCUACUGUAAGCUGAAUUCCGUUCAGGCCAUCACCAGGCUACUAAAUGCCGGAUUUCGGAUAGCUGCCAGCAGCGGAGGAGGCGUCGAAGGCCAGCAGUUUUCCGAGUAUUUAUUCGUCCGCAAGGCGUUAUCGGUGACUUGAUGAUGACGUCGUUGUGCGCUAGCAGCUAUCGUGUGUCUCUUGUCAUCAUCGCGCGAGCGUUUCGCAAAACCAAAAUUAUUAUAUUACUCGUAGUAAUUUACUAUUACUAAUUAGUUUGAAGAAGAAUGGUUGGUGUUUUUUCUCAUCGCCCAAUUUUACUCGUAUUUUAUACGAUUUGUCGUGUCGAUGAAAUUCUGAAUCUCAUCGUCGUUGUCCAUCUUUUCUCUUUUUUCUUCUUCUUCGCGAUUUUUUUUUUUUAGUCAUUUCGUGUGUUGUUCUUCGUUUUAAUGUUAUAUUAUAUUUUUAUUGUGUAUAAAAAAUGAUGUAUGCUUUUUAAGCGUUAUUGUUUCUGUCGUUUAUCUGUUUUCUAUUUUUUUUUUUUUUUUUCAUUUUUA
Messenger RNA from Planococcus citri (citrus mealybug), 2505 nucleotides. It is a transcript of the gene twz, whose product is annotated as BTB/POZ domain-containing protein twz. The coding region runs from base 1136 to 2110 and encodes 324 amino acids. The record is from RefSeq and is a predicted model, not a curated record. NCBI's taxonomy places the organism in Eukaryota, Metazoa, Arthropoda, Insecta, Hemiptera, Pseudococcidae. The transcript has 6 exons. Gene Ontology annotation, molecular function: protein binding. Gene Ontology annotation, biological process: protein homooligomerization.